GAAAGACGUGCGACCUUCUCGCGACCCGAACUAUCGGAUACGAAAUACGAUCGACGUAUCGUGUUACGUUAAAUGAAAAUAGACUGGCCGUUGUAAAAAUUAUUUAAGUUUUAAUUUUAAUAUAAAUAUGUAAAUAAUUUCUUUUAAUAUUUAAAUGUGUAAUAAAAAUAAGAAAAUGAUUUAGAGCAUGACCUUGUCAGAAGUGGCACUAUGUGGGUACGACCGUCAACAAUACGGACAACAUAAAAAUCACAACAAAUGUGUAGAUGUAGGAAUGUAACAAUAAAAUCAAGAAGCCCGAAGAUGAAGAGGCGUUCGCUGCCAACCGUCCGCGAGGAGAGCCGCGGGAUUAGCUUGUGCAACAGUGAUUUAGCUAUCUACGUAAUAGUGACGGCUACGGCCGUGUUUAGUUAUGUGAACAGUUUGAAUGGUGACUUCGUGCAUGAUGACAUCCCAGCUAUAGUGACCAAUGGUGACGUCAUCGGCACAAAUUCUCUAAAGCAACUCCUGUUAAAUGACUUCUGGGGUACCCCAAUGGCGGAUCCUAGUAGUCACAAAUCUUAUCGGCCACUCACCACGCUUUCUUUUCGAUUGAAUCACGCCCUGUGGGGCUUGCGGCCGUGGUGGUGGCACGCAUGCAAUGUAUGCCUGCACGCGGCGUGCUGCGCGUUGGUUGCACGCGCCUGCGUCACAGUAGCACGUCUGCAGCGACCCUUCGCCACCCUCGCUGCGCUACUCUUCGCGGUACAUCCUGUACACACUGAAGCGGUGGCUGGAGUAGUGGGACGAGCAGACGUGCUGGCCUGCAUAUUUUUUCUUUCAUCACUUUUAGUGUACCAUAGACCAACUAGUGGAAAGAAAGGCGUAUGGCUGAGCGUAUUCUUGGGCGCUCUAAGCAUGCUCGCCAAGGAGACGGGCAUUACGAUAUUGGUGCUAAACAUCGCUAUCGACUUUUACAGAUGUUGGCCAUUCGUGAAGAGGUCAAUCACCUCGUGGAAGAUAGAAAAGAAAUGUACGGGGCUGUCGGUGCGGACGUUCAAAGUACUAGUGUCAUUGGCACUGCUGAUAUGUUUGCGACUCGCGCUGCUGCAAGGAACCUGGCCCUCCUUUUCUCCCCAGGAUAAUCCCGCCGCUUUCCAUCCUAGCUUCUUUGUCAGAUUAAUGACAUUCUGCUACUUGGCUGCCUUCAACUGGUGGUUGCUUCUCUGUCCCUGGACAUUGAGUCAUGAUUGGCAGAUGGGCUCGGUGCCUCUCAUCACCAGCGGCUGGGAUCCAAGGAACUUCCUUACGUGUGCUGCAUUCGGCGCGCUCCUACUUCUGUGCUAUCGUUGUAUAGCUGACAUUGAGAUUCACCGGCACACGCCCGCUGUCAUUGGCGUAUUAUUACUUGUCGUACCUUUUGUGCCGGCCUCAAAUUUACUUGUCACAGUUGGCUUUGUUAUAGCCGAACGAGUGCUUUAUAUACCCAGUGUCGGCAGUGUGAUAAUCACGGCGUACGGUGUCCAGUUAAUGUGGUGCUCGAAGCCUGGUACUAAAGUGUUCCUGGUCGUGGGUCUAGCUGUGUUGUGUGGCAGUGGGAUCGCAAAAACCUGUCGUAGGAACAUUGAAUGGAGAGAUCGAGCAACAUUACUAAGGUCGGAUUUAGUGAGUUUGCCGCAGAACGCUAAACUGCACUACAACUUCGCAAACUUCCUGCGCGAGACUGAGCAGCAAGACAACGCUAUCAAACAUUACAAAGAAGCUUUAAGGUUAUGGCCGACGUAUUCGAGCGCCCACAACAACCUAGGCACAUUAGUCAGCGGCGUGGAGAACGCGGAGCACCACUUCCUGCAGGCCAUCAAAUACAACAAGCACCACGUCAAUGCACACUACAAUCUCGGGAAGUUGUACAAGAAGAGUGGACGUAUAAAUAUGGCAAUAAAAAUGCUUGAGAAAUGUGUAAUGUUGCGGCCACAAUUCGUUCAGGCGCAUGUUGAGCUUCUCACGAUGAUACCCGAACUGGAAAAGCAAAAGGUUUUAUCAAAGUUGGUACUACUGGAACCUAAUAAUUGGGAAUAUUACAUUUUAUAUGGAAACUGGCUACGAGAAAAAGGUAUUUUAAGAUUAGCAUUAAAGUACUACCUAGAAGCGAUGCGGAUUACUUUUAAAACUCGAAAUAUUGAAAGUUUGAUUAGAGGCGACCUCAUUUCAUAUCGAUCAGCCGCUUUGAUGCUCAGAAGGCAAGGACAGAAGUCGAGGACUUUACAACUUUUGACAAGAUGGCAUACAUGGAGAAGAGGCUGGCCCAGUACGGCUGCGGCGCACAUGUAUCUUAGAGAUUGGCGGCUUAAGAUAGAAUUAGAGGGACGAGUACAGAUCUACAGUAAAGCGGUAAAUCCAAUAAAAUCAACAAAAUGCUUCGACCAUACUCAGCUACUCAUCGAAGUGGGAUCAGUCAACCAAGGAGAUGAGAUUCGAAAAGAACCUCCGUUGUUUGAAAAUAGUAAAGAUAACACGAUCAAAAAGAGUGUAAAAGAAGAAAAUCUUAGCAGUGGCAAAACAAAUAGUGCAUCAUGUAAUAUUAAAACAUGUAAAAUUAAAAAACGUAGUCCAUCAAUUACAUCGCAAAUUAAAACAAUACAUAAUAAAUCUGAAAUCGGACAUAAAGGUAAAAAGUGUUCUAUGCAUAGAAAAGAAAAAAAUUCCAAAGACAAUAUAAUACCAAAGUUCACAGCCCCACUAUCGGAGCAUAUUCUUAUCAAAACAUUUUAAAUUAAGCUUUAUUUAAUUUAUUAAUGUGAUGAAUUGUGUAAAUGACUGAAGUGAUGCUACUGAUAUAUGAUAUACUGUGUCUCACAUAAUUGAGGGUAGUUGUAAAAAUAUGCCGACAAUAUCGCAACUUAUUUAAGGUUAUAAUUAAAUUUAGAUAUUUCGUAAACAGAUUAAUAUCUUUUUUUUUUAUUCACUUUAAAGAUUUGAUCACAAUAAAGAUUAAUAUCUUUAUUGUGAAACUUCCGAAAAUAUUAAUGUACAAAAUCGUUUUUAAGAUUUAAAUUCUCAAAUAGGUACGGAUGAGAUUACUUAGAUUUUUGUUAGUGACAUACUAGUAUAUCUAUUUUUGAAAUAUCUAAAUUUAAUAUUAGAUAGAUAAAAAUAAUUUAAAAAUAACAUUUUGUAGUAAUGGAAAAGAAAAGUUAUAUUUUUGACAGAGAAAAUGUCGGUGUAUUUCUAUGAAAGUGCACUGUUUUUUACGCUAACAUUAGGUACAACUCAUGUACACAAAGAAUCGCUCUCAUGAUAACCAUUUUCUUAAUUUCUACAAAAACUCCUACCUCUUUCAGACUUUUCUUUAUUUUACCUAGUUUUAUUUUUCACUAGCUAUUCUCCACAAAGUAGUAAAUAUUUGUUUGAUACUCAGUUAAUGAAUUUCGAUAUUAUUUUUCAAAAACUUGUCAACAUAUGCAACAUACUAAUGUCAAUCCUAUGUGAUAUUUUUGACAGUAAAUAUUUUCUUAGAAAAAAAAUCCAUUAAUUUAUUCAA
Messenger RNA from Papilio xuthus (Asian swallowtail), 3520 nucleotides. RefSeq names its product transmembrane and TPR repeat-containing protein 1. Gene Ontology annotation, molecular function: protein binding. The record is from RefSeq and is a predicted model, not a curated record. The transcript is spliced from 15 exons. NCBI's taxonomy places the organism in Eukaryota, Metazoa, Arthropoda, Insecta, Lepidoptera, Papilionidae. Bases 259 to 2751 code for a protein of 830 amino acids.